Molecule: messenger RNA, 1724 nt
Organism: Lactuca saligna
Lineage: Eukaryota; Viridiplantae; Streptophyta; Magnoliopsida; Asterales; Asteraceae
Source: the annotation of a GenBank genome assembly
AUUAUCAUUACUUCAAAAUUAAAAUGAAAACGAUAUUUAAAAGUUAGGCGUAUUUAACUUUUAACGCACUCCUUCAACUCACCGUCCACCCAAAAUAUACACAAGAAAGAGAAAGAGGAGAGAGAAAGAGAAAGAGAGGCUUUGUAACAAAGGCUGUAUCUGCGUAUUAUAUGAUUAACAAUGAAGAAAAGCCAUUAAAGCUGUGUACGCCUUCCUCCCCCUAUCAUCAUAAUCGCACAUGGAAAUCUCAUUCCUCAACCACAUCAAUCUCACGUAAUCCAUUCUAGGGUUUUAUGUUUAACCAAACUACCUGUAGAUCUGCCUUUUCGUCCGUCCCGAUUUUCAUUUCUACGUUUUUUUCUGAUUCAAACAGGGAUUUUGUUAAGGGGAUUGAUCUGCAUGCUCGAGAAUCGAUUGAUUUCCAGAUUUAUCUGAUCUGAACCGGACUUGUAUUUGAAAACGCUUCACAUCCGCUUCAAUUCGAAGUUUCCCUCAUUUUUAGCCUUUCUCUGUAACUAAACCUCAAAGAAAAGUUGGCUCCCCAACGCAGAUUACAGCGCCACAUGGGCGGCCAGAUGCAACAGAGAAAUGCUUCUGCAACUUCUCUGUAUGAUCAAUCUGCAGAUGGUGGGUCCCAUCACAAUGCAGGUUCUGCUAACGAUGCUGGAGAUGCUGUAAUGGCAAGAUGGCUCCAGUCUGCAGGUCUACAGCAUCUGGCCUCACCUGUGGCAUCAAAUGGGAUUGAUCAACGCCUCCUACCCAAUCUCCUCAUGCAGGGGUAUGGAGCACAAUCUGCUGAAGAAAAGCAAAGGCUUUUUAAAUUAAUGAGGAACCUUAAUUUCAAUGGUGAAUCUGGUUCUGAGCCUUUCUCUCCAACAACUCAAGGCUCUGGAGGAAUUGGUGCAUCAGAUGGUUUUUAUUCUCCGGAUUUCAGGGGUGAUUUUGGUGCAGGGCUAUUGGAUUUACAUGCUAUGGAUGACACUGAGCUUCUUACAGAGAAUGUUGACUCAGAACCAUUUGAGCAAUCACCUUUUAUGCCUGCUGUUACUAAAGCAGUCGAAAAUGACCAAGAUACCCUUCCAUACCGCCAACAAAGAGGACAAACAGAUGUAGAUGCUUCUUUUGGGUUACCAACACCCGAAAAAGAAAUCAGCUCAAGGGAAAAUAAUGUGGCCAAGAUUAAAGUCGUGGUGCGCAAAAGACCACUGAAUAAGAAGGAACUUUCUCGCAAGGAAGAUGAUGUUGUGAGUGUAUGUGACAACAGUCUAACUGUUCAUGAACCCAAGCUUAAGGUUGACCUUACUGCUUAUGUUGAAAGGCAUGAGUUCUGUUUUGAUGCUGUUCUCGACCAGCAAGUAACCAAUGAUGAGGUAUAUCGUGAAACUGUACAGCCGAUCAUUCCUAUCAUAUUUCAGCGAACAAAAGCAACUUGUUUUGCUUAUGGCCAGACAGGAAGUGGGAAGACAUACACAAUGCAACCAUUACCUCUUAGAGCUGCAGAAGAUCUUGUUAGAUUAUUACAUCAGCCAGCAUAUCGUAAUCAAAAGUUCAAAUUAUGGCUAAGUUAUUUUGAAAUUUAUGGUGGAAAACUCUACGAUCUACUAAGCGAUAGAAAGAAACUUUGCAUGAGAGAAGAUGGAAGACAACAGGGAAUUCUGCUAGAAGUACUGGUUCUACUGGAGCUAAUGAGGAGUCUUCAAGGUCACAUGCUAUAUUACAACUAG